ACGGGCAGGUGGAAUUCGUGUAAAAAGACACAGAGUACGCAGGAGCUUGGUUCGAAUUAACCCAAGGGCAGCAGCAUUACGGGCCAUGUCACAAAGACCACACAGAAGGUUGUACAGUGUUGCUGGUCCAAACUCCCUGUGGCACCUAGAUGGCAACCACAAAUUGAUAAGAUGGAGAAUUGUCAUUCACGGUGGUAUAGAUGGCUACAGUCGUCUCAUAGUCUUUCUCCGUGCCUCAAACAACAACCGCAGCAGCACUGUAAUGAGUUACUUUUUGAAUGCCGUGGCCAGGUACGGAGUGCCUUCUAGGGUCAGAACAGACCAUGGAGGAGAAAACCAUGAUGUCUGUGUGAUGAUGAACAUUUUCAGGGGCUCAGAGAGAGGCAGCGCAAUAAGAGGCAGGAGCGUUCACAACCAAAGAAUUGAGAGGCUCUGGGAUGACGUGUGGCGGGGAUUGACUAAUGUAUAUUACAAUCUCUUCCGCUUCCUGGAAGAUGAAGGUAUCUUGGACAUAGACAAUGAAAUGCACAUAUGGGCUCUUCACUUUGUCUAUGUGCCGAGGAUCAACAGGCGUUUAUCAGCCUUUACUCAACAGUGGAACAACCAUGGGCUCAGAACAGAACAACACCAGACACCCAUGCAGAUAUUUGUUCGAGGCUGCCUGGAACAACAAGGACAGCGAACCACUGCAAUGGAAGAGAUAUUUGGCAGAACAGCUGGGCCAGCAAAUGAACCUGUUCUUCAGGCACCGGCAGCAGAAUCAAGCUCGCAGGAGGCACCAGUGUUUGACUGGCCAGAGGGAGUAGCUGUUCCUCAAAAUGACUUCACAUUGGAGAGUGCUGCCUUAGAGCAACUUGUUGCACAAAUUAAUCCACUUGGUGGUUCAAGGGGACAACUCGGAGUGGAUGUCCUUCGAAAUGUUUUGUCUCUUAUGAUGUCUCUGAAUCCCCAACGUUAAAGAAAGAUAAAUGGUUAUUUCUGUAAUCGCAGAUUAUGGUCACCACUGACUAAUUAUAUGCACACUGAAUUUUUGGUGAGCCAAGCACUGAAGUUUGUUGUGGGUGUGGAUAGGUCCACUUGAAGUUAUAUAUUGAGUAGCUGUUACAAUAUGUAAGUAUGGUUAAAGGGUUAGCUCACCCAAAAAUGAAAUUGGUCAUUAAAUACUCACCCUCAUGUUGCCCCAAACCUGUAAGACCUUUGUUUGUCCUCAGAACACAAAUUAAGACAUUUUUGGUAAAAUCCAAGGAUGAUCCACAUAAGGAGCAAUGGUACUGCAUCUUUUGAGGUCCAGAAGGGUGUUAAA
This is a messenger RNA of Carassius auratus (goldfish), 1303 nucleotides long. RefSeq lists its product as uncharacterized. The transcript has 2 exons. Lineage: Eukaryota; Metazoa; Chordata; Actinopteri; Cypriniformes; Cyprinidae. Gene Ontology annotation, biological process: DNA integration. The record is from RefSeq and is a predicted model, not a curated record. Bases 86 to 958 code for a protein of 290 amino acids. Gene Ontology annotation, molecular function: nucleic acid binding.